GUGAAUGGUAAAAGGGAGCCAAAGUAUUCUUGUGAAAAAAAAGAUACGGUCCGACAUAACGGCACCGGGGAAAAAGGGCAAACAUUUGUUAUUUAUAAGGACAUUUAAGAGCUGCUAAGCAUAAGCACUCAUUUAAGUAUUGCCCGGUAUUAGGAUCAGCCAUCCAAAGUCGGUGAUGGACUCGCGUAAUCGGCGCAGCUUCUCUGGUGGAAGUGCAAAUGAUGGGGGCCGGGGUAAUAAUUAUUAUAGAUCCCGGCCGGGUUCUCGAUAUAGUAGAUCCCGCUCGCGUUCACGGGAACGCAAUCGCAAUUUUGGAGGCUUCAGGCACCGGGAUUCUCGUUCUCGUAGUCGAGAUCGUUCCCCCAUGUUCCGACAAGAUCUCCGUGGUGGUCGUGGUGGUAAUGGUGACCAGGACUUGUACAACAACAUCAUCGACGAUGACCACAGAGAGGAUCAGCGCAAUUACAACUCCCGGAAUAACUUUGACAAUCGCCAGUUUCGGAGAGAUGAUAACUUUGAUCGCCGGAACAGGGAAAGAGAUGGCAAUACCGACCGAGAACUAAAUGACUAUGAAUACGAACAGCGUUGCCGAGAUCAACAUUCACGGGAUCGCAACUCCAUUGAGAAGGAAAGGUUUCGACAAAGGGGUCAUAGCAGGGAGCACAGUAGACCUUGGAACAGGAACUACAAUCAUGACGAUCGCAGCAGGAGUAACGAGCGAAACACGCGACCGCAAAAUCAUCGAACUUACAAUGGCGGUGGAAACAACAAUAAGCCCAACCAUAAUCGAGAACGCGAAAGAGAUUGGGAACAUGAUCGGGAACGGGAUCGGGAAAGGAGAGCUUCUUCGGAAUAUGACAGUGAUGAGGGUCAAAUGCGGAGGAACAAAUACAGAGGUGCUACUGAAGCGCUCAAUAUAAUUAUAAUCUUUGGCCUUACAAAAGAAAUGACAAGAGCAGAUAUAAUGAGCGAACUGAUAAAGGUGAACAUGGAGCCAGCCUGUAUUCGCAUUAUACGGAAACAAGGAACAGAUUCAUCACGCGGUAUAGCGUUUGUCGAGUUUAACACCGUUGAGGAGGCGAAACAAUGGAUGGAUAUUACACAGGGCGUGCUGAAGCUGAAUGAUCAACGGGUGACGAUGCAGUAUAGUCACAAGCGCAUACAGGAUUGGAAUUGCAACAAGUGUGGCGUCUGCAACUUCAAGUUUAGAUUCUUUUGCUUUGUAUGCAAAACAUCCCGGGAAGAUAGCGAAACGACAUUUUCCUCCGGAAGCGAGGGCGUGGACGAAGUCAGCAGCAUUCUCACCAAAAAGAUCAUGCUACGCAAUCUGGACGCUCUGACCAACGAAGAGGGCGUGCUCACAGCCCUCCAGAUGCACCUAAACGAUUUGAGCAAGACGGUAACCAAGGUGAUCAUCAGCCGGGACACAUUGACUCAGGCAUCUCGAGGAAUUUGUUAUCUUCACUUUGACACACUCGUCGACUCCAUGAAUGUGCACAAUGCGUUGACAUCGCUGAAUCCGCCACUUACCCUAGAUGACAAGCCUGUGGCAGUUACCUAUUGCAAGGAACCUGAGGAACAAAAAACAUUGCUCAAAGAUCCAAAAUCCACAGCAGCAAAAUCCAGUGAAGUCAGCGUUAACAGUGGAAGGAGUUUAGGGACUCUACCUUCAGGAGUGGAUGAAAACUAUACUGUGACCGAUAUCCCACGUCUUGCUGAAUACAGUGCCUCCGUGUAUGCUUCGAAUCCUGCAGAACACGCUCAUUACGUUCAGUACUACACCGAUUAUUACACAACACAUCUUAGCAAGAAAAGUACUGACCCCCACUUAACGGAGGCGAACUCUGGAGCAGCUGUUGCCCUUUCAGCCAUUCAACGCAAGCAAAAGAAGAUGAACAGCAUUGAAACUACAAUCACGGCAGCGGCUACAGCUGCCGCACAAGCAGCGGCGGAAGUAAAGGCCACUUUGGCUGCUCAGGGUGUUAGUGCGCCGAGGGGCAACGAUGGAAAGACCUACCCAACUCCCGAUGUAACGCAGUACCAGUACGAUGAAACGUCCGGUUACUAUUACGAUCGCAUCACAGGUCUCUAUUACGAUGCUCACUCGCAGUACUACUACAACAACGAAACAGGCGCGUAUCUCUAUUGGGAUCAAAAGAAGAGUACCUAUAUCCUGGCCACUCCGGCCUCCACUCAGGCAGCUCUCCAGGAAGUGCUGUCUGACGCUGAGAAAAAGAAGGGGGAGGAUGGCAAAAAGGAAAAGGAAAAAGACAAAGAGGAGGGAAACAAGCAUGACAAAGUCAAAGUUGCCAAGAAAAUUGUCAAAGACAUGGAGAAAUGGGCCAAGCAGCUAAAUCAGAAAAAGGACUACACAGCGGUGGCCACGCCACAGCCAAUAUUAGGAAACGAAGGUCCCAGCACAUCAAGGGUCAAUCAAGGAGGAUAUGCUGAUGUCGGGUUCUCAAUUCUGGAGAAAAAGGAACGUAGCAAGCUGAUGGACUAUACGGUUCCGGGUCCAAUGAACAAGCUUGUAAAUGCCUAUGGCGGAGCAUCAGACUCUGAAGAGGAAACUGCUCCAAAUAUUCAGGCCCCUCAGACUUCAGAGGGAUCAGGAGGAAUGUCUGGUAGUGGAGGUGGAGGCUCCACGGCCAACGAGUCGGAUUACGUUGAUUUCCAAAAACUCACCUGCCUGCUAUGCAAGCGUGCCUUCCAAUCGCAGGAAAUUUUACAGAAGCAUUUAAAAAUGUCGGCUCUACACAAGGAGAACCUGGCAAAGCUAAACCAAAAUUCUGGAAGUAGUAAUAGUAUUGAAGAGGCAUUAUCUUAUAGAGACCGUGCGAAGGAGCGCAGACUUAAGUACGGUGAAAGCGAUCCUCCACCUCCCAAUCGCAGCAGGGAGCGCUUCGAACAGGAAUUAAAGACUUUACAAACGCGGCAGAAGGAAUCUUCUGGAGCUACUCCGGCUAUGCCCAUCAGUUCAAGCAACGUGGGCAGUCGUCUACUGCAAAAGAUGGGCUGGUCUGAGGGUCAAGGCUUAGGCAGGAAGAACCAGGGCCGCACAGAGAUCAUAGAGGCUGAUGGACGGUCCAACAAUGUGGGUCUGGGCAAUAAUUCGGGAAGCAUGUUACCAGGCAACGAUUACAAAUCCUAUAUAAAGAAAAUGAUGAAGCAGCGUUACGAGAAUGCAUGAGAAUAGAAAUACUGUUAAAGAGACAUUUAACAAGUUUUUUAAACUAAAAGGAAAUGUUAAAUUGAACUUAAAGCUGUGUUUUAUCAUAUUAUUUAUGAAUCUUAAGCAUUUUUCGUUUGCUAAUCUUAAUUGAAUUGGCAACUUUUAUCUUGUUAAAUAAUCGGAAAAAUAAGAAAUCUUUCCUCUAAAUAAGAUUUAUUUGAGUUAUGAAAAAGCGAAUUCGGAACUUAAUCGGAAUGUACAAAAAUAAAUCCUACGUUGAAAAAUUUAAA
Messenger RNA from Drosophila eugracilis, 3462 nucleotides. RefSeq names its product RNA-binding protein 5-A. The record is from RefSeq and is a predicted model, not a curated record. Gene Ontology annotation, molecular function: RNA binding. Gene Ontology annotation, biological process: mRNA splicing, via spliceosome. Gene Ontology annotation, cellular component: nucleus. NCBI's taxonomy places the organism in Eukaryota, Metazoa, Arthropoda, Insecta, Diptera, Drosophilidae.